UUUUCACUGAUAUUUCAAGAUGAAGGACUAUGAGGAAACUAUUGCGUUUUUAGGGGAGUGGGGUACUUUUCAAUGGCUGAUUUUCAUUGCCCUGGGUCUAGGUGUGGUACCCAAUGGAUACUGGCCUGUAUCAAUGGUCUUUGUGGGAGACAUCCCUCCACAUCACUGCAGGGUUCCAUUCCUGAAUAGCAGCUAUGGAGAACAAGACUAUAAUCUGUCCAUCCCGACUGAGGAGCUGAAAGGAGAGAUCAUCCUGAGUCGCUGCAGACGCUACACUGAAAAGAGAGACUCUUACUCUGCCUACAGCAAUGACACAGAGGGCUGUGUGGAUGGCUGGGUGUUCAGCAAGGAGAGAUAUGCAUCUACUAUUGUCACUGAAUGGAGUCUGGUGUGUGAUGAUGCAUGGAAGGCUCCCUUUCCAGUCACAGUAUUCUUUUUUGGAUCGCUGGCUGGAUCGUUUGGUUCAGGAAUUUUGUCAGACAGGUAUGGCAGAAAAAUCACUUUCUUCUCUGCAAAGGUCCUGCAGAUCCUCCUAGGCUUUCUUCUGGCAGCCUCUACCAGGUGGGAAAUGUUCUGUGUGCUUUACUGUGCUCUUGGAGUGAUGACCACCACCACGUACUGCGUUUGCUUUGCACUUGGGUCAGAGAUACUCAUCAAAUCAGCACGUGAGAGUUUUGGAAUCCUGGUCGCUGUUCUUUAUGGCGCUGGCUACACCAUCCCGCCAGUCUUAGCAUUCUUCAUUAGGGACUGGAGGAUACUGCAGACAGGACUGUCCCUGGUGGUGUUUAUUUAUAUCCCCCUGUUUUGGUACAUCCCAGAGUCCCCCCGCUGGCUCAUCACCCAGGGCCGGUUACAGGAAGCAGAGGCCAUCAUUCGAGCUGCUGCCAAGAGGAACGGCAUCACUCCCCCAGAGAAAAUCUUCCAGCUGGAGCACAGUGCAGACACUAAGGCAACGGAACAUGUUGAGGACAGCUGUAAGUUCACAUAUUUGGACCCACUGAAAAAGGGAAAUGAUAGGAUCAGCGUCAUCACUCUCCCAGAGGACAUACUCCAGCUGGAGCUCAGCUCAGACACUAAGGGAACUAAACGUGGAUCCAGUGGUCGGGACAAGUACACUUGGCUGGAUCUUCUAAAAAAUCAAAAUAUGAGAAACAUCACCUUUAUAAACAUCCUAACCUGGUUAACCAUAUCCCUGACAUAUUUUGGCCUGUCUCUUGACAUCUCCAAUCUGGAUGGGGAUCCAUGUGUCAACAGCCUCAUCUCUGCUGCUACAGAGUUCGUUGGUUGUGUUUUUUUGUGGUUUUCCAUACAUUACGCUCCUCGUCGGUUUGUUCUGCCAUUCACUCUGCUUCUUGGAGGGGCCUUGCAGCUGUUCAUCCAACUUGUACCCAAUGAGCUCAGUGGGUUGAUCAUCACAUUGGUAGUGACAGGAAGACUGGUGAUGAUCGGGGCCUUUGGAUUUGUUUUCGUCUAUUCCUCGGAACUCUUUCCCACCGUUGUGCGCGGUAUGGGAUUGGGUGUCAGCUCCAUGGCCGGCGGAAUUGGAUGUGCUCUCUCACCAUACGUAGCCCAUAUUGGUACAUAUAACAAGACACUUCCCUUUAUUCUGAUGGGCACUAUCUCGCUAUUCUCUGGUGGUCUGAGCCUGUUGCUACCAGAGACAAAAGGUGAAAAACUCCCAGAGCUCAUCAGCCAAGUCAAACCUCUCCAGGGUUGUUGCCUCAAGAUGAAGUCUGGUGAUGGAAUCCGCGUAAAUGGACAUGUAGAAUAGACGAAACAAUAAAAGAAACAAGAGGCUGGCGUCGACAAAAUUUGAAGAUAUUUUAACUAGGGCUGAGACUCGAAUAAACAUUUUAAUCGAACUAA
Engraulis encrasicolus (European anchovy) is the source of this 1866-nucleotide messenger RNA. Its product is annotated as organic cation/carnitine transporter 2-like. The coding region runs from base 20 to 1771 and encodes 583 amino acids. The transcript is spliced from 11 exons. Lineage: Eukaryota; Metazoa; Chordata; Actinopteri; Clupeiformes; Engraulidae. The record is from RefSeq and is a predicted model, not a curated record. Gene Ontology annotation, molecular function: quaternary ammonium group transmembrane transporter activity. Gene Ontology annotation, cellular component: membrane. Gene Ontology annotation, biological process: transmembrane transport; quaternary ammonium group transport.